AUGAAAUUAACAUUCAAUGGAAGUGAUAGUUUAAAUAAUGUUUAUUCAAGUAUUGAAGAAGUUUAUAAACUUGUUAAUAAAAAUGAUUGGUAUCAAUUAGAUAAAAAAGUAUGGGAUAAUAUGGAAAGUAGUGAUAAAGGAAUGGUUGAUGGAUAUACCAAAUUAAUUCCAAUAGAUGAAAGUAAUAGUCAUACUUUUUUAAGAAAUAUAUUAAUUAAAAUGAAUUGUAAUAUUGAAGAUUGUUUAGAUCUUGGAGGUGGAGUUGGAAGAGUUACAAAAGAUGUAUUAUCUCGUUAUUAUAAACAUAUUGACGUAGCUGAUCAAUGUUUAGUUCAUGUUAAUAAAGCAAAAGAAUUAAAAGAAAUACUUCCAUCAUUUAAUGAUGCAUUUGUUUGUGAUAUGCAAAAUUUACAAUUAAAUAAACAAUAUGAUUGUAUUUGGAUUCAAUGGUCAAUUCUUUAUUUAAGAGAUGAUGAUUUAAUUGAUAUGCUAAAAAAAUGUAAACAACAUUUAAAAGAAGGUGGAAUAAUUAUUAUAAAAGAAAAUGUUGGAACUGAUGGAUUUUAUUGGGAUCGUUCUGAUAAUUCUUUAAUGAGAACAGUUGAACAUAUGACUCAUUUAUUUGCACAAUCAGGACUACAAACAUUACAAAUUAGAAAAGACUUAAAUUACCCAACACAAUUUUAUCCACUUUAUGCUUUUCUUCUUCAAUAA
Molecule: messenger RNA, 714 nt
Organism: Entamoeba histolytica HM-1:IMSS
Lineage: Eukaryota; Evosea; Mastigamoebida; Endamoebidae
Exons: 1
Coding region: 1-714 (237 amino acids)
Biological process (GO): N-terminal protein amino acid methylation
Cellular component (GO): cytoplasm
Molecular function (GO): methyltransferase activity
Source: RefSeq, a predicted model, not a curated record